Melanotaenia boesemani (Boeseman's rainbowfish) is the source of this 1981-nucleotide messenger RNA. RefSeq names its product alpha-1,3-mannosyl-glycoprotein 4-beta-N-acetylglucosaminyltransferase B-like. Gene Ontology annotation, cellular component: endoplasmic reticulum-Golgi intermediate compartment; endoplasmic reticulum; Golgi stack. Gene Ontology annotation, molecular function: acetylglucosaminyltransferase activity. The transcript is spliced from 15 exons. Bases 295 to 1884 code for a protein of 529 amino acids. Gene Ontology annotation, biological process: protein N-linked glycosylation. The record is from RefSeq and is a predicted model, not a curated record. NCBI's taxonomy places the organism in Eukaryota, Metazoa, Chordata, Actinopteri, Atheriniformes, Melanotaeniidae.
UUCCUGUCCAGAUUCACCUGUUGACGCGGAGCGAGCGCGAGAGGAAUGAAAUGAGGCCGUUUCCCUUCAGACUGGGAUGUUUGCUGCUUCUGGGUCUCGUGUCAUUUCUCUGGAUUAAAUCCGGUCCCGGUGAUGAAGGCAGGAACUACUUCUUCCGCCUCACUGCUCAGUGAUCAGUCCGACGUGCAGGGAUGAGUGGCGAUAUUUCAGCUCCACAAACAACAACGAUGCUCAGGAUGAUGUGAAGACCUCAGACCUCCUCCAGCGUCUGAGAAUCCGUCUGAAGUAGAGGUGAUGAGGAGAGGAGGCGGACAGCUGCAGCUAGGGCGGAGACAUGUUACUCUGGUACUACCAGAUACUAUCUAUCCAGGAUCACUGGUCCCAGACCUGCGGACCCUCCACAAGAGGCUGCUGGUGGCUGAGGAGCUGGGCAGCCAGGUGAGCAAAGACCUGAGCAGCAUCCUGGAACAGCUGGUAAACAUGUCCAUAUCUGACAACACCACCCAUUCUCCCAGUAAUGCUACGACCAACGACAGCGUCUCUACAGAAGUAUUGAAGCAUCUGAGAGGCCAACGCACUCUUCUCCAGCCCAACAUUUACCUGUACAUGCCCCACCUGAGACGGCAUCCAGACAGCAUGGUUCCCAACGUCAUACUGGGACGGCAACGGCAUGGAGUGUCUGUGGUGCUGGGCAUCCCGACGGUGAAGCGUGAGAAGCAGAGUUACCUAGAAAACACGCUCAACUCUCUGCUCUACAGCCUGACUGCCGCUCAACGCCAAGACCUCCUCAUCAUCAUCUUCAUUGCUGAGACAGAUUCAAACUAUGUGGGCAGCAUCGCAAAGACCAUCAGGAGCAGUUUUCCCAGGGAGGUGGAGUCCGGCCUGUUGGAGGUAGUUUCUCCAUCACAGUAUUACUACCCUGACUUCAACACCCUAACCGAGACCUUUGGAGACUCCAUGGAUCGAGUCAAAUGGAGAACAAAACAGAAUCUGGACUUCGUUUUUCUCAUGCUGUAUGCUCAGGACAAAGGAACCUUUUACGUUCAGUUAGAAGAUGAUGUUGUUGCAAAGUCCAGUUAUUACAGUGAUAUGAAGACAUUCACCAUACAGGAAGCCUCAAAGCCGUGGCUUUACCUGGAGUUCUCCCAGCUGGGAUUUAUAGGCAAGAUGUUUCGGACUCGCGACCUCCCAAUGAUCGCAGAGUUCUUCCUGAUGUUCUACAGAGACAAACCCAUCGACUGGUUGCUGGAUCACAUUCUGUGGGUGAAGGUUUGCAACCCUGAGAAGGAUGCUAAACAUUGUAAUGAGCAGAAGGCAUUACUGAAGCUGCGUCAUAAGCCCUCCCUCUUCCAGCAUGUUGGCCUCCACUCCUCUCUGCCCGGGAAGCUACAGCAGCUGAAGGACAAGGACUUUGGGAAGCAGAAUCUGUUCCAGGCCCACAAAAACCCACCUGCACAGCUGAGCAGCAGCCUGAAGCAUUAUCAACAGCACAGUCUGGACCGACUUUACCAAGGACAGGACUUCCUGUGGGCAUUGUCACCUAUCCAAGGGGACUACAUCCUCUUUAGCUUUGCACAGCCCAUCACCAUAUCUGGGUACAUGUUCCACAGUGGAAAUAUAGAGACGAGUCGGGACAGGUUCUACAACACGACGGUGGAGGUUCUGCCCAGCAGAGUAUCUGGUAAAGACGACCCCGCUGUCGGUUCAUCCUCUAAACACUCCGAUCAGGGCUUCGUCGUCAUCGGUGCACAUUCAGGUUUAACUAGCUCACAGAAGAAGAAUGACGUUCUCUCAGGGACACUGUGGACAAAUGGCUCCACCUGCUGGAUACAGACUUUCACUACAGGACAUUAUUCCAGACCAGUGAACAUCCAGUCUCCAUGACCUCGAUGGGUUCAGACAGAGAGGGAAAAGCUCCUUCCUGAGUUAUGUUUAUUUUGGAGAAUUAUUUUUCUAACAAAUAAAGCUAUAUUUAAUAUGA